Molecule: messenger RNA, 1470 nt
Organism: Caenorhabditis elegans
Lineage: Eukaryota; Metazoa; Nematoda; Chromadorea; Rhabditida; Rhabditidae
Gene: Y105E8A.1
Product: Glutaredoxin domain-containing protein
Exons: 3
Coding region: 11-649 (212 amino acids)
Source: RefSeq, marked reviewed
AUCUCCCAACAUGGCCCCACUGAAAGUCUACGUAGCAAGUGCCACUGCAAACCCGGAGACUAAAUAUCGAGUACAGAGAACUCUUAUGAUCCUUGACGGAUUAGGCAUCCCAUUUGACUCAAUCGACAUUACGAAACCAGAACAUGCCGAGCAACGGAGGUUUAUGCGGGAGAAUGCGUCGAAGAAGGGUCCGAAUGGAGCAGUCUUGCCUCCACAGUUUUUCUAUGAGGACGAGUAUUUGGGGGACUACGAAGACUUUGACACAUCUGUGGAAGCUGACACAAUUACAGAGUUUCUCAGAUUACUGCCAGAUGCUAUUGAGUCAAAUGUAACCACUAAUGGGGCAGAGGCUGGCGGAGACGAUACAGGUACAACAACAGCAAAGUCCGAUGAGAAGAAGGCAGAGGAGGAUGAUGAGGAGGAUGAGGAAUGGGAUGAGGAUGAGGGAGAGGAUGAAGAGGAAGGAGAGGAAGGAUCUAAGGAAGAGAAGAAGAAGGAGGAAGAAGUAGAUGCAUCUGAAACGAUAACUCUAGCGAAGCCAGAAGCAAAGAAGGAUGAAGAGGAAGUAGUGGAAGAUGAGGAGCUAGAGGGAGAGGACGAGGAAUGGGAUGAGGAUGAAGAGGAAGGAGAGGAGGAAGAAAAGGCCUAGGGGGAGAUGAUUCAAUUCGGGUUUAGCUGUUUUUUUCUGUCUCUGCUGUGUUUCCACCCAUUACGGAAUUCAAGGGUGAUAUGGUGUUAUAACUUCAACGGUGGAGUAGCGCCAGUGGGGAAAGUUGUUAAAAACCACUCCUAUCGUGCCAAAAUAGGGCUGUACAAAUCGGCGUCCGGUCGUCCGAUUUUGACACCACCGGACGCACUGCGUCCGGUUUUGGGGUAGGUUUCCACGGCGGCCGACAAUUUCCGAGUUUCGCCACUCACUAUACUUAAUCAGCAAUUUUAUAGUGAGUGGCGAAACUCGGAAAUUGUCGGCCGUUGUGGAUAGCUACCCCCAACCGGACGCAUGUGCGUCCGGUUUGGACGACCGGACGUCCAGUUGUACAGCCCUAUGCCAAAAUGACUGAAUAUCAUUUAAAAAAAUUUGAAAAUUUUUUGAAAUUUUUUUAUUUACUGUCUCACUCACUCAGUAUUUUUCAGUAUUUGCCACUCAUAAUUUUGGAAGUCGACCAAAAAUGCAUUUUUUUUCGACUUUUUCAAAUACUUUAAUUAAAUUUUAAUGAAAUGUAUCAAAACAUUGUAGGGGUUGGAACAUGAGGCAUUGCUUUGUAUUUUCUCAAAAGCUCAUAUUUUUUCAAAAUUUUUGGUAAAUUUGCCAAAACUUUGACCGAAAGUUAUGAAAAAUCUGAAAUUUUUUGGAGUGUGUAUUCCGACAAAAUCCCACUGGCGCUACUCCACCUCUAGGUAAAAUUUUAGAUUAUACAAAGGCUUCGGAUUCAGUGCUGGUUUUUUCUAUGUUUUUUUUUCCAUCGGAAC